Messenger RNA from Mytilus trossulus (common blue mussel), 495 nucleotides. RefSeq lists its product as uncharacterized. The record is from RefSeq and is a predicted model, not a curated record. The transcript has a single exon. Bases 1 to 495 code for a protein of 164 amino acids. NCBI's taxonomy places the organism in Eukaryota, Metazoa, Mollusca, Bivalvia, Mytilida, Mytilidae.
AUGUGUCAUACAGAAUUAGUCAUUGAAAAAGAAUGUGCAAAUGCUUCCGAGUCAAUGGUAAAACAAGCCAAUUGUAUGUUGAGUCGGUCUAAUAGAGUUUUAGAAAAAGUGGACAUUGGAUGUAAUGUUGUUAUUCCUAUCCCAGUCGUAGAUCGUGGAAAAGGUGAUCCCCGAAAUAUAAUGGCUAUUGUCAAUGGAAAGUCAGAGAACGGCUAUCGUCUAGCUACCAAGCAUGGCAUUCUGUUAGGGUCAUACUCUAGAAACCAGUUUAAACCCACUGAUUCCUUGUUUUUGAGUCCAUCAGCUGUUUCAAUUGAAAAUUUGAUAUAUUUUCGACAAGCUGUUAAACUCUCUUUCAUUUGUGAUGGACAAGGAUUUUUAAAAUGUGGAUGUUCUGGAAAAAACAGAUGUGAACAAAAGAGGUGUGCCUGUAGAAAAGCAGGACAAUUAUGUAAUAGUAGAUAUCAAUCAAACUUGUCAUGUAAAAAUAAAUAA